UUGCUUGACCAGACGCAUAUCUCAUCCACUCCCUGGCUCCAUUUACAGAGCACGCAUAUUUACAGAGAUGGCUCCAUUUUUACAAAACUAUCAUUCAUUAUGAAGAGGAUUUGGUUUUUGUUUCUGAUCGUGCAUUCUCUAUUGCAACUGCUCUUUUAGAAUGUUAUUCUCUUGCUCACCAUGGAAUUUGUAUCUUCCAUAUUUUCUAUUGCAAGUUGCAACUGAAUUUGCUCACUAUAGAAUUCACAUCUUCCACUUUGAGAAGAAUGUCCAAGAGAAGUAUAAGAGUUCAACACUUAUAUCAUUGGUUGUAGAGGCUGCUUAUGCCUACACCAAAGAUGAUUUUGACUAUUAUUUUCAUGAGAUUCAAAAGUUUGACACUGAAGUUCCAGAAUAUCUUCUUAAAGCAAAUAUCAAGAAGUGGUUACGGGCUUAUGCUUAUCCUAAUUGCUACUACAUCAUGACAUCCAACUUGGCUGAAACUAUUAAUUCUAUGCUGAAACUGAGUACUCGUGACUAACCGAUUGUAUGCUUUUGACACUAUUAGAUUGAUUACAAGUAGAAGGUUCACUGAAUGCCACGAGAAAGAGAGUUCGUUAUAUCCACCAUGUCACUUCAGAAAUGAAGAAAAAGAACUUAUAUGAUCAUAAGUUCUGUUGGCUCAAAGUUUCCAAAAUCAAUGAUCCAGAGUUUGAGGUUAAAGGAGAUACAUGAGAUCAAGUGAUGAAUUUUGCAAAAGGCAUUGUUCAUGCUUUGUGCAUGAUGUUGAGAAGUUUCUUUUUCGUUUCUCUGUUCAUGUUAUUGCCGCUGCAAAAGCUGGAAAUCAUUUCUACUAAAUAUAUGAAAAAUAAAUAAAAUAUCUCAAUAUUACUAAUUAUAAACUAUUUUUAGUCAAUUUAACAUAUAUCAGUUUAUGUUACUUAAUUAUUUUAUGUAAUCAUCUAAUAAAAUAGAUAGAUAUAUAAAAAAUAUUUAUGUUACUUUGAAUUUUUUUUGUAUUGUUUAAAAUUAUGUUUUAAAAGAAAUAUUAUUUAUUUUUCUAAUAUCAAGAUUAUCAGUGUAAAUUGGUUUUAAUGAAUUCACAUUAUAUACACAUUUAUAUUUUCAUCUAAGAAAAUAUAGAUAUAAAGAAAGUAUUUUAUUACUUCAAAAGUAUAUUUUAUGUUAUUUAAAAAUAUUUUUUAAAUGUAAUAUUACUAUUUUGUGAACUUUCCCUUUUUUCAUGAAAUUAUAUUAUAUAUACAUAUAUUUUCAUUUUUCAAUUCAUUUUUUUACUUUAUAAUAAUUUUCCUUUUUAUUAUAUGUAUAUGCUUUUUGGAAAAUUUUAAAAAGGAAAUUAAAUUAAAAAAAUAAUAGUAUUUUAAAUGUAAACUAAUUCAUUAAAGAUAUUAGUGUAAUCAACCAUCGUGAAAGUUAACGUGAGAGUGACACAUAAGAAACUGAGUUCUCAAAUAAUAUCAUAGAGAUUUAAAAUAUGAAAACUUUACAAAUACCAAGCCUUGGUUUCGUGUCACCUUCAGUUUCAUGUGACUUCUCAGUUUCCUAUUACAAGUUAUAAGAAUAUGAAUCUUCCGUUAUUUUCAACACAAUACAAAUAUAUAAAAUAGUUUACCUUCUCGGAUUUUUUACGAAUGUUCAAAAGAUCUUCAUGGUACUUCACUCUUCAUUCCAAAAGUGAUACCCUCCAAGUAAGGAAUUCAGUCUUCUCUGCAGUUAAAUCACUGCCAUGAGCAUAAUUCUCUUUAUUCACUUCAACAAUAAUGUUGAUACUUCCAUUAAGCCAAUCAUGUCUCUUCAAAUGAUAUCCUCUUUUGCAAGAUAAAAAAUCUUCUAAAUUGAAUGUUAACAUCUUCAACCGAAUUGUUAUGCAAUUAGAGAUUUUCAAGGACACUUUUGACAACAUUCUGUCCAAUAUUAGCAUUAUUAAACAAUCCACAAAGAAGAACGCAAAGAUUAAAAUAAUUUUAUAGAACUAUAUAAACAUUAUUACCUUUUGGUUCCUAUCAACAUUGGUUACCUAUUCCAUAGUAGGUGAUUCCUAUGCAACGCAAGCAUAAUGUAAACUUUUCUUCAUCAUCUCCAUCACCAAACAAUGUGCCUAGUUGAUUGACAUAAGAUAAUGCUCAUAACUGAAUUGCAUAUAUAAACCCAGAAAUCUUAUAUUGGUUUUUCUCCAACACUUCAGAGGUAAUCUUCUUCAUUUCAUUGUGUAAAAAAUCAAAGACCAAUUUUUUUAGGAAUACUUGCAAAACUCUUAGAAAUUUCUAGCUCUAAGAAGGUGCUCUACUGCUAUAUGAGUCACUAGAUUACUGGCUAUAAAUAUCUUUUCCACAAGGAUUAUAGCCCCUAAUCGCAGUCUCUAGUUAGCAGUAAAAGUUAAGUUGUUUUUUUUCUUAAGUAGAUCAAGCAAGGUCUUCACAGAGUGAUUCUUCUUCAUUCAUGAACGAAUUAAAAUAAACAGAAAACCACGAUCUAAAGCCAAACUAUGGAGACCAUUCAAAACAACCCACAAGCAAAACGAGUUGAUGACCAAAGAAACAGACGACCAAGACAAAAGAGAAACCAACAAAAAUCACUAAGAAGUCGUAUUUAAAUCAUAUUAGUAUUAGGAAAUGUCAUAUUAUUAAGCUGCAAAUAAAACAUUCAGUAGCGCAAUUCCAAAUCCUUGUUGACAUGCAAAGAGUCGUGACAAGCCAGUAUUUGAAUGUUUUGAGACGUCAGUCAAAUAUGACAUACUAUAACGAAGCUAUCAGCACCUAUAAAUUCAACCUGAGAUCUUGUCGCCUUCCACAACAAAAUCACAUUUCUUUCCAAAAAAAAGAAAAGUCAUAACCAACACAAGUCAAUCUAUCUUUCUCUUCCUCUUCCUCCGGAAAUGUCGGACUCGAGCAGAUCGUUGAUCCCGAGCUUCCUCUACUCUUCCGACCAUCGUCUGUUUCAGCUGCAUGAGCCAGCGAUGAACAUGACGCAACGCAAAGCACAGCCGUCGAGGUCGCUGAAGACUUCUUCAGUCUCAUCGAACGGUCCAAGUUUUGCGAUUCCCGCGCCGAAUGAGAAAGUAGAAUUGUACUCUCCGGCGUAUUUCGCGGCGUGUACAGUCGGCGGGAUGCUGAGCUGCGGCGUCACCCACACGGCCGUUACGCCACUCGAUGUCCUGAAAUGUAAUAUGCAGAUUGAUCCAUCCAAGUACAAGAACAUAACUUCUGCUUUCAAGACAACAAUCAAAGAGCAAGGUCUCAAGGGUUUCACCAGAGGCUGGUCGCCAACUCUUAUAGGGUACAGUGCUCAGGGAGCUUUUAAAUACGGUCUGUAUGAGUACGCCAAGAAAUACUACUCAGACAUCGUUGGACCAGAAAACGCAGCCAAAUACAAGACCCUCAUUUACCUAGCUGGCUCGGCCUCUGCGGAGAUCGUCGCAGAUGUGGCUCUCUGUCCAAUGGAAGCUGUCAAAGUCAGGGUCCAGACUCAGCCUGGUUUCGCCCGCGGUUUAUCUGAUGGUCUACCAAAGAUCAUUAGAUCAGAAGGCGUUCGAGGGUUGUUCAAAGGGCUUGUUCCUCUAUGGGGACGCCAGAUUCCAUAUACCAUGAUGAAAUUUGCUACUUUUGAGAACACUGUGGAGCUCAUAUACAAGAAAGUGAUUCCUACCCCAAAGGAAGAGUGCUCAGAGCCAGUUCAGCUAGGAGUUAGCUUCGCCGGUGGAUACAUUGCUGGAAUUUUCUGCGCUGUUAUCUCACAUCCUGCAGAUAACUUGGUCUCUUUCCUCAAUAACUCUAAAGGAGCAACUGUUAGUGAUGCAGUAAAGAGGCUAGGGUUAUUGGGUAUGUUUACUCGUGGACUUCCUCUUCGCAUUUUCAUGAUAGGAACACUUACUGGUGCUCAAUGGGUUAUCUAUGAUGCUGUCAAAGUUUUAGCUGGAUUGCCAACCACUGGUGGUGCUUCUCCAGCUACUGCGCUUGCUCCAGCUGUAAGUGCAUAAGGUUACAAAGACAUUCCUUGCAAAGCCAGACACGUUAAAGCAAUAAAAGGGAAGCAAUUGUUGUUAUUCUUAUUUUUGCCUAUUGCCUUGUAACCAAAAGUGUGUUCCCUACAACUAGUUGUUCUGCUUGUGCACUUUAAAUGGAUUUUAUUGUUAGAAUACUUUUUGUUUUGCUUGAUUGGACACUAUAAGAGCGAAAAAACUCUGUAAUCAUACGUAAUAAUCAACAAUUUUUGUUCUCUCUUCA
Molecule: messenger RNA, 4223 nt
Organism: Brassica rapa (field mustard)
Lineage: Eukaryota; Viridiplantae; Streptophyta; Magnoliopsida; Brassicales; Brassicaceae
Product: mitochondrial phosphate carrier protein 2, mitochondrial
Biological process (GO): mitochondrial phosphate ion transmembrane transport
Cellular component (GO): mitochondrial inner membrane
Molecular function (GO): phosphate transmembrane transporter activity
Source: RefSeq, a predicted model, not a curated record